UGUUGAGAUUUCUAAAUCAAAAUCAUAAUUAACCAUUCUUCUCCCAAGUUUAUCUUGGACCAAGGCAAUGCUUCUCGUCUUAUCCAUGCUGUUGAAUGUGCUGGAAAGUGAAUUACUGUCCAACAGUUGGAUAAUUUGUUGUAUGGUAUAUUGUAUUGGACAUUUAAGGAAUAACAUAUUAAAAAAAAAUACUGAAAUGAAAAUGUUGAGAUGGAUAAGUGUUUGUUAGACUUGAUCCGAGUUUAUAGUGCUACAAGGACAAGAAGGAUGCCAAAACAGGUUUUAAGUCGAGGCUUCUAGAAAUGACUCAACUUCAUUAAACUCAAGCAAGAAUAUGGGUUAAUAUAAGUUGAACAGAGAAAAUAGACUAAUGUACUAGACCCCAAGUGACGGGGAUUACACUUGUUAGGCUGAGCCUGCUGUAGUCAGUGGCGAGGAAAUUAAAACUUCUGUUAAUGUUAUUCUAUUCUAUGUUGGGUUAUGCACAGAUUUGAUAUCUUUAGGUGUGUUAUAUAGAAGCAUAGAUUCACCUCAUGCUGAUCUUUAACUUGCUAUAUUUUCAGUUCCACAUCCACAAUGAGAAAUUUAACCAACCAAUAUUCUUGUGCAACAAUAUUUCCGGACUUGUGGAGCCUGUCGUCCCAGAUGACCAGCACAGGGCACUGUACUCAACUCAUGCCUUCAAGAUCCUCUUCAAGGAAGGGGGUUGUGGAACAUUUGUCCCUCUAUUUUUCAACUUGAUCAAGUCAGUGAGGCAGUAUAGCCAACAAUAUGCUUCUAGGGAGGAGCAGCGUGCAGAUCCUUUGCAAGCAGCACAAACUCCAGUGGAUGAAAUGAUGAGACACGCAUAUGUUGAUCCAAACGAUCCGACAAGAAUUUUUCUGCAGCAACCCACUCCAGAAUCACAGCUGAGGCGCCGCACCUAUCACUCCCAGCCCGCGGAACAUUCAAUAUAGUUUUUUUAUAUGCUUUUUUAAUUCCCAGGAAAUAUAGUUCCUGUUCUUAAUACACCAUGUUAAUGCUAUAUAUUGGAUUGUAUAUCUUUUCUUUCAACUAGAUGAUAUGCUUUAGGCAACUUUCAGUAUUGUGAAUUAUGUGAGGCAAGACCUUUGUGCGCUGGAUUAUUAGAGUUUUGUGGUUAAUAAAAUAACAUCCUCAAAAAUAUGGUUGUAUAAAUGAUCUAUAAAA
Messenger RNA from Camellia sinensis, 1188 nucleotides. RefSeq lists its product as uncharacterized. NCBI's taxonomy places the organism in Eukaryota, Viridiplantae, Streptophyta, Magnoliopsida, Ericales, Theaceae. Gene Ontology annotation, cellular component: nucleus. The record is from RefSeq and is a predicted model, not a curated record. Gene Ontology annotation, biological process: positive regulation of DNA-templated transcription. Gene Ontology annotation, molecular function: chromatin DNA binding; transcription coactivator activity.